AUGGCGGCGUUCUCAGGCCACGCAUCCCUUCCAACACCACUCACACCCUCCAUGCCAGUGACUGGUCCUAUCCCUGAACAGAUCGAAAAACUCCCAAUCACGCCUCCAGAGAUAACGGGACAUUUUGACGAGAAGCUGUUCAAAACCGAUCACAAGACGAUCAGCAAAGCCCUUCACGUGCUCGCUACCGAAAGGCUGGCGCUAGAGCACCUGGAAGACCUAUACACGAAUUCAGUAGAGGCCCAGGAGUCGCUUUCACGUGCAAUCAACCAGAUUAUCCGUGCGGAGACACGACAUGGAAAGACCAUAUUUAUCGGCGUUGGCAAGUCAGGCCAUAUCGCGAAGAAGUUGGUAGCGACAUUCGUGUCCUUGGGCAUCCACGCACAGUUCUUGCAUCCCAUCGAGGCUCUGCAUGGCGACCUGGGAGUCGUGCGACCGAAUGAUACCGUGGUGAUGAUCACAUUCUCCGGACGGACUCCUGAAUUGAUGUCGCUGCUGCCACAUAUCCAACCAGGGAUCCCUCUCGUCAUCAUGACCGGCCAUCUCAGCCAGAACACUUGUCCCCUUCUCGCGCACCCCUCAAGACGCAAUGCAACCAACAUCCUUCUUCCAACCAUGGUCCACGAAUCCGAGAUCUCCUCCUUUGGCGUUUCCGCUCCCACGACAUCCACAACCAUCACGCUAGCCUUGGGCGACAGCCUUGCCCUCGCAGUAGCCGACGAGCUCCACACUGCAGCAGGUGUGCAGACACCAGCUAUUUUCGCAGCCAAUCAUCCUGGCGGCGCCAUCGGCGCCGUGUUGAAACCGCCAGCGCCGUCUGUGCCGCGCAUAGCAGAUCUAGCUACCGCCGUGGACCAAGUCCCAAUCGCAAGGCCGCGCCCUGGGGGAUUUCCCCUUCUGUGCCACGACAUCCUCAUCGCGGCCGUCCGCUCCCUGCGAGGCUAUGUGCGCACAUCUCCAACCCACAUCAUAAGCCCGCGCCGCAUCCAACGCCUCCAGAAUCUAGAACUGCCCAUCGCAGAUCUCGAGGACGAACUGGGCAAGAUCGAAGUCGAGAAAACCGACUGGAUCUCCGUCCUCGGCUCCACCACCGUCGAGGAGUGUAAGCAGUGGAUCCUGCAGAUGCGUGGCGCCGAAUCCAACGGCCGAGGGAGGGAUUUCCUUCGCAGAGGCACGUUACUUGGUAUCGUCGACCACAAUGAGGUCACUGGCAUCGUGGAUAUAGAGGAUGUCAUGGGUGAGGAUUUUGUUUGA
Molecule: messenger RNA, 1254 nt
Organism: Exophiala aquamarina CBS 119918
Lineage: Eukaryota; Fungi; Ascomycota; Eurotiomycetes; Chaetothyriales; Herpotrichiellaceae
Exons: 1
Coding region: 1-1254 (417 amino acids)
Biological process (GO): carbohydrate derivative metabolic process
Molecular function (GO): carbohydrate derivative binding
Source: RefSeq, a predicted model, not a curated record